Molecule: messenger RNA, 369 nt
Organism: Theileria annulata
Lineage: Eukaryota; Apicomplexa; Aconoidasida; Piroplasmida; Theileriidae
Product: 60S ribosomal protein L22, putative
Exons: 3
Coding region: 1-369 (122 amino acids)
Biological process (GO): cytoplasmic translation
Cellular component (GO): ribosome
Molecular function (GO): structural constituent of ribosome; RNA binding
Source: RefSeq, a predicted model, not a curated record
AUGAAAUUACUCAAGAAGAAGAGUAAACAAAAGAAGGUUGUACCAGGACAUAAAGUCAAGUAUGUUCUUGACUGUACUGGGCCUGCAAACGACAAUAUUAUCAACACCGCCGGACUUGAAAAGUUUCUUCAUGAUAGGAUAAAGGUAGAUGGAAAGACAGGAAAUUUAGGAACAAAAGUACUAGUAACAAGGGAAAAGAACAAGAUCCACCUAACAACCGAAGUUCCAUUCUCCAAAAGAUACAUCAAAUAUCUGACGAAGAAGUAUUUGAAGAAACAACAACUACGUGACUUUUUGAGGGUCGUGGCGAAUAAGGAACACUCAUAUGAACUAAGAUACUUCCAACUAAACGAGGAACCAGAGACAUAA